Molecule: messenger RNA, 375 nt
Organism: Blepharisma stoltei
Lineage: Eukaryota; Ciliophora; Heterotrichea; Heterotrichida; Blepharismidae
Source: the annotation of a GenBank genome assembly
AUGGCAACAACUAUAAACUCAUGGUCAUCCAAAGCUCCAGCAGAACUUAAACUAGAACCUUCAGGAAAUCCUAAAAAUACAACAAUAAAUAUUUCAGAUAAUUCUCUUCUGAAUAAAAAAAUUAACCUUCUUCAGACUAUGGUCGAUAAGCUUGAAUCAGAAAAAGAAUCACUCACCUACACAUGCUCAGAUUUAAAACAGCUACUUCAAUGCGUAGCUAAACAGCAUGAUAAGGAAGCAGAAAGGAAACGCAAUGAGACAAAAGAAUUGUGCAACAAAAUUAAACAAUUGGAGAAUGCUUUAAAUAUUUCAGAAAUUCAUUCAAGCCAUCUUCAAUCGGUGAGGUGUUUUUGGGAAGAUUUUGUUGAUAAUUAG